Molecule: messenger RNA, 1193 nt
Organism: Linum tenue
Lineage: Eukaryota; Viridiplantae; Streptophyta; Magnoliopsida; Malpighiales; Linaceae
Source: the annotation of a GenBank genome assembly
CUCUUUACUCUUUAGUCUUUACUCUUUACCCCUUCACUAAACAGAAACUAGUUUUUCUUUUUCUUUUUUACUUGAUGGAAAAGUCACGAAUAAAUUGCAUAUAUAUAUCGAGGUCCCUAAUGUUCUCUUGUUUCCCAAAAACACCCCGACUGAAAUAGAGAAAACCCCAUCUCCGCAUCAGCCUUAAACCAUCGCUCACAGUUCUCUUUCUAGCUCGUCCAUUCCGCGCAAGAAUAGCUGGUAGCGGCGAGACGAGCAAUCGCCGUAACUCGAUCUUACCCUCCACCACCGCCAUCUUCGUUUCUCGUCGUCGCUCUUCAUAGGUUUUAGUUUUUGGAAGCGAUGGCGUCCAAAUUGCAUCAGUUGCAAUCCAAGGCUUGCCAAGCGACUCAGUUCGUAUCCAAGCAUGGCACUACCUACUACAAGCAGUUAUUGGAGCAGAACAAGCAGUACAUUCAGCAACCUGCUACUGUUGAGAAGUGCGAUGAAUUGUCCAAGCAAUUGCUCUACACUCGACUGGCCAGGGUUGUGAAUCGAUCAAAUCAUCCCCGGGAGAUAUGAAGCAUUCUGGAAGGAACUUGAUUACGUGAAAAACCUAUGGAAGAGGAGGCAGGAGCUGAAGGUCGAGGAUACCGGCAUUGCUGCGCUGUUUGGACUCGAGUGCUUCGCUUGGUAUUGUGCUGGUGAGAUCGUCGGGAGGGGAUUCACCUUCACUGGCUACUACCCUUGAGAGAGAUAAUAACCCCACUCUGUAGGACGGUUUGUCCGGAGAGAUAAUAGCUUCAGUUGUCAUCUGCGUGAUUGGAACGAACUGCUGGCACUCUACUAGCAGAUUUUUACUUUUUUCCUUCCCCUGCAAAUUUUUUGAAAUCCCUAAACAUUAGUGGUUACUAUUUGUGGCCCUCAAUAAUUUGCUAGGUCGAAGCUGAUUUAGGAGUUCUGCUCGUUGGUUUCAUUUAUCUUGUUGGUAAAGAUCAAUACUGCUUCUCUCAUGGAAUGAUCCAUAAAUUUCUCAGCUGUUUAGUUAACUUCAGUUCGACCCAUCUUUGUAAUCACCCUCUGCUGCGUUCGACUUUCCCCAGCUGAAAUCCUUUGCCGGAACUUGGAAUAGAGUUGAAAUCCUUUAUAGGCUCUUUAUUGUAGGUCUCAUUAGAAUAGUCGUGAUUAGUCAAAGAUGAGAUGUUCUGUGUGCG